Halichondria panicea is the source of this 576-nucleotide messenger RNA. RefSeq lists its product as uncharacterized. The transcript has a single exon. The record is from RefSeq and is a predicted model, not a curated record. NCBI's taxonomy places the organism in Eukaryota, Metazoa, Porifera, Demospongiae, Suberitida, Halichondriidae. The coding region runs from base 1 to 576 and encodes 191 amino acids.
AUGCAAGCUAUCAUAGUCAUGCCAGGCCUAUUGUUACAAAAACCACAUGCCAAAGCAGGAACCAAGGAGUUCUGUGAACACCUUGCACGACGUCUUUCUUUGUGGAAGGCGGGUAACAUCAAUGAGCUGCUAGAGGAGGCCCGUACCAUUCAAUCCAGAUUACCUGAGCUAGAUAGACAGCGAGGAAUAACAGAAAAGAAGCUAAAUAGGCGGUUUGCCACUCUCAUCCGGAAAGGAGAGGUCCAUUCAGCCAUCUCCCUCAUCACUGAAUAUGGCAAGGGUGGACUACUUGAACUUACACCAGAAGUAAGAACUGAACUAAAAAGAAAACACCCCAAAGCAAAACCUGCAAACCCAGAGGCCUUGAUACAAGGAGAUGCACUCAUUGUUAACCCCAUCUUAUUCGAAAGUCUAACUGGUGAGGUUGUAAGAAAGACUGCACUAGCAACCCACGGUGCCGCUGGUCCCUCCAUGGGAGAUGCUUAUAUAUGGAGACGUAUGAUGGUAUCUUUUAAGUCAGCAUCAAAAGAUUUAUGUGAUGCGGUGGCGGAAGUGGCAAGGCACAUAGCAUUAUAG